Molecule: messenger RNA, 3246 nt
Organism: Phialemonium atrogriseum
Lineage: Eukaryota; Fungi; Ascomycota; Sordariomycetes; Cephalothecales; Cephalothecaceae
Product: putative nad-specific glutamate dehydrogenase
Exons: 3
Coding region: 1-3246 (1081 amino acids)
Cellular component (GO): mitochondrion
Molecular function (GO): L-glutamate dehydrogenase (NAD+) activity
Source: RefSeq, a predicted model, not a curated record
AUGGCAUGCUUGACUAUAGAGACAGCUGACCUGACAAUAACUAGUUUUCCAGACUAUACAGACCCUUUUGAGUUCACAGUCGACACUAUGACUGAGUCACAACUACCACCCAACCCACCCACCCUAGCCAAGGGGCUACUUGGGCAGUUGAAAGACGACCCUACCAGGCAUCCGUCACCUCAGCCGACACACUUCAGUGUCCCAAUUGUCAAUGGCAAUGGCCAUAGGGUUCUGCGAUCAGCCACCGUCGGCUAUGUUGCCCCAGAAUUCAAGGGCAAGGUAGAGCAGAUGAAGCAAGUCAAGGAGGAGAUCAAUUCUCAGGGAUACAUCCCUGAGGGCCUCGUCGAAGCCCAAAUUACCUGGUUUUACAACGAGCUGGGCAUCGAUGAUGUCUACUUCCAGCUGGAGACUCCCCGCGUUAUUGCGGACCACAUCAUGUCCCUCUACGCCGCCAAGAUCGCGGCAGCCUCCCGGAAGGACAAGCGGGAGGAGAUCAGGCUGGAUAUGGAGUCGUCGGAUCACGCCAUCUACAUCGACACAAGCGAGCCUGGCCGGAGUGCAAUUGGCGGGCCGAGGUACGAGACCAGACUGGAAGCCAAGUACCUGGACGGUGUCGAGACGGACAAGCGAUUCCGUGUCGAGACUUUCCGGUCCCCUGGUGUUGUUGGCGGCCAUCCCGAUUCGAAAGCGACAUUGCGCUGCUACUUCGUCUACCAGUGCGAGUUCGUCGAGCCGAAGGCAGACCCCCUGGAGACGCGGCUCGAGGUCAUCAGUGACCGCAUGUUCCUGGCCAAGGCGACGAAGAACACAAAACUGAUCUACCAGGAUAUCAUUGCACUUGCCGUCAGCAGGUCUGGCCCAGUCAUCGAGGUAUAUGAUAUCGAGGGAUCCCGAGAGAAGCGCUUGGUCGUCGCAUUCCGCUCGAGAACGGCGAGGGGCAUUUUCAGUGCCCUCAGCGACCUCUACCACUAUUACGGGGUGACGAGUUCUCGAAAGUACGUCGAGCAGUUCUCCAACGGCAUCACGGUCAUGAGCAUCUACCUGCGGCCGGCCGCCAUGAUCGAGUCCAAGUACCCGCCUAUCGAGGAGUCGAUCCACCAGAUCACAAAGGAGAUCUCCUUAUUGUACUGCAUCCCGCAGAACAAGCUUCACAACCUGUUCGCCUCGGGCGAACUCAGCCUGCAGGAGGCCAUCUACGGACACUGCGUCUGGGUCUUUGUCCAGCACUUCCUGAACCGCCUUGGUUCCGAGUACGCUUCGCUGGUAUCGGUCCUUGACCCGAAGAACAACGUACACGCCGAGAUCCUGUCCAAGCUCAAGCGCCGGCUCCGGACGCAAACGUUUACUCCGGACUACAUCCUGGAGAUCAUCACCUCUUAUCCCGGCCUAGUCCGCGCCCUCUACGCCUCUUUUGCGAGCGUUCACUUGAGCGUUGGACCGGGCUUUGAGGCCCACUCCUUAUUGCCAAACCCUGCUGUCGAAGUGCUCUCAGACGAGAAGCUUAAGGAAUACAUCUCCAAGGAUGUCUCCAACGAGCACGAGGAGAUGGUCAUGACCGCCUUCCGCGUCUUUAACAAUGCCAUCCUGAAGACCAACUACUUCACCCCGACCAAGGUAGCCCUCAGCUUCCGGCUAGAUCCUUCUUUCCUUCCCAAGAUUGAGUACUCCAACCCACUCUACGGCAUGUUCCUUGUUAUCACCUCGGAGUCUCGCGGGUUCCACCUCCGUUUCAAGGACAUUUCCCGCGGCGGCAUCCGCAUCGUUAAGUCUCGCAGCAAGGAAGCAUACUCGAUCAAUGCCCGCAACCUCUUUGACGAGAAUUACGGCCUUGCCAGCACUCAGCAGCGGAAGAACAAGGAUAUCCCCGAGGGCGGAUCCAAGGGAGUCAUCCUCCUCGACCCCAAGCAGCAAGACAGGGCUAGCGAGGCCUUUGAGAAGUACAUCGACAGCAUCUUGGAUCUGUUGCUGCCGGCAGAGACGCCAGGGAUCAAGAACCCGAUCGUCGACCUCUACGGCAAGGAGGAGAUUCUCUUCAUGGGGCCCGAUGAGAACACCGCCGAUCUCGUCGACUGGGCCACGGCGCAUGCGCGGUCUCGAGGUGCUCCUUGGUGGAAGUCGUUCUUCACCGGCAAGUCCCCGAAGCUUGGCGGCAUUCCUCAUGACCACUAUGGCAUGACCACGCUGUCGGUGCGCGAGUACGUCACGGGCAUCUAUCGUAAGCUAAACCUGGAUCCUUCCAAGGUCAGGAAGAUGCAAACCGGUGGGCCCGAUGGUGAUCUCGGCAGCAACGAAAUCCUGCUCAGUAACGAGAAGUACACGUCCGUUGUCGACGGAUCCGGCGUCCUUGUUGAUCCCAACGGCAUCGAUAAGCAGGAGCUUCGCCGCCUCGCCGAGAAGCGGGUCAUGAUCUCCCAGUUUGAUCUAUCCAAGCUCUCCAAGGACGGAUACCGGGUCCUCUGUGAGGAUUCGAACAUCACCCUUCCCACUGGUGAGGUCAUCAACAGCGGCACGGGCUUCCGUAACACCUAUCACCUUCGCGACGCGGGUCUCACUGAUAUGUUUGUUCCAUGCGGCGGCCGACCAGAGUCCAUCGACCUCAUGUCUGCCAGUCGACUGAUCAAGGAUGGCAAAACCACGGUGCCCUACAUCGUGGAAGGAGCCAACCUCUUCAUCACCCAAGAGGCGAAGCUGCGGCUCGAAGCGGCGGGCUGCACCCUGUUCAAGGACGCCAGCACCAACAAGGGUGGUGUGACCAGCUCCUCCCUCGAAGUUCUCGCCUCGCUCAGCUUUGACGACGAGGGUUUCGUCAAACACAUGUGCCAUGACGCUCGCGGCAACGUUCCCGAGUUCUACCAGGCAUACGUCAAGGCGGUCCAGAACAAGAUCCGCGAGAACGCUCGGCUCGAGUUCGAGGCCAUCUGGCGCGAACAUGAGCAGACCGGCGUCGCACGUUCGCUCUUGUCUGAUAAGCUCUCGGUAGCGAUCACGACUCUAGACGAGGAGCUGCAGCACUCGGAACUGUGGGAGAAUGAGCGCAUCCGGAAGUCCGUUCUUGCCGAUGCCUUGCCCAGGCUUCUACUCGAGAAGAUUGGUCUAGAGACGAUCAUCGAGCGUGUUCCCAACGCAUACCUCCGUGCCAUCUUUGGUAGCUAUCUGGCGAGUCGUUUCGUGUACGAAUACGGUAGUUCCCCGAGCCAGUUCGCAUUCUACGAUUUCAUGUCGAGAAGGAUGCGCAAGGUCGAGUGA